This is a messenger RNA of Triticum turgidum subsp. durum (durum wheat), 1392 nucleotides long. The record is from the annotation of a GenBank genome assembly. NCBI's taxonomy places the organism in Eukaryota, Viridiplantae, Streptophyta, Magnoliopsida, Poales, Poaceae.
AUGACCAUGGGGGCGGAGCGCGAGGCCGGCGAGGAGGAGGAGUCGCGGCGCCCCCUUCUCCCACCCUCUCCGUCGCCAGGUUCUCCCUCUGCCACCGAACCGGCGGAGCACCAGCAGCAGUACCAGCACCUGGGGCGGAGCAGCUCGUCGGCGCUGCGCGGGGGCGGGGGCGCGGAGGUCAGCGCCGCCGAGGUCAGGUCCGCCGCCUCCUUCUCCUCCUCCAACUACUACCCCUCGGCGCCCAAUCCUCACCACGACGCCGUCGUCUACCCUCCGUCGAUCCACAACGCCGUCCUCUCCCCGUCCCCGUCGUCUGCUGCCACUCCUCCGCAUACGCAUGCGCAAGGUUUGGCGAUUGUUCCUCAAGGGCCGUACGGUGGUGAUUACCAGCCUUCUCAGGGCGUCCCGAGGGAUGUACUGGAUGAGGUGGAGAUUCGGCAUCUGCUAAUUGAACAUGUUGGACAUCGAUGUUGUUGGGGAAGCCGGCCUGGUCGCACAUGGAAAAUUACAUCCAUCGAGGACUGCAAUGUAUAUGUUGGAACCUUGGAAACCUUUAUCGAGGAAAGAGACACCAUAUUAAAGAAGGAACCCUACAAUGGUGGGAAAAUAGAUGGAAGAGACAAGGGUGCUGUUCUUGGUGUGUGGGAACUAGAUUUGAGGUCCGAGUUUCCAAUGCUCUUUGUACCAGAGAAAGAAGUAAUGGUCAAGAUUCCUCAUUCAGAAGUUACUGAAAAAUGCUUAGAUUGCGAGGGUCGUGGAGAGGCACCAUGUCCUACUUGCAAUGCUGGUCAGCAGCACGGGUUUUACAAGGCAAAUCAAAUGACUCGGUGCAGUGUAUGUCAUGGCAGGGGUUUGCUCGCUCACCAAGAUGGAUCUGAUUCAGUAUGUGGGAUGUGCAAUGGUCAAGGAAUGUUGCCCUGCAUAGCAUGUGCAUCCCGGGGCCUAGUGACAUGCCAGACAUGUAAUGGCUGUGGUUCCCUUCUUGCACAAAGCACUGCUCAUGUUCGAUGGAAGACGCUUACAGCGAGAAAAGUUAGUGCAACAACAGGAGCUGCUUCGGUCCCUGAUGAAGUUUUCCACAGAGCGCAAGGGGUGCAACUAUGCAACAUACAGGCAUAUCAAUGCACUCCUGCUUUCUUUGCCGAUUCAUACCCACUCAACCAGUUCUCGUCGGAGAUUGUCGCUAGCCGGCUGCCAGUUCCACCAUCCGCAAGAGUCAUUUCGGAGAGACACAUCAUCUCAGUCGUGCCCGUGACCCGUGUCACAAUGUCUCACCGUAAACGGUCUUUUAGCUUCUACGUCGUCGGCUAUGGCAGGGAUGUUUUCAUACGGGACUAUCCUUCGAAGUUUUGCUGGGGCCUUUGCCGUUGCUUCGAAUGGUUGGGGAACUAG